AUGUCCUACAAUCGUCUCGGCUCGACGGGCAACGUCCACGACGACGACGAAUACCCUUACAACAACAACAACACCAUGGACCCCCGGAGACCUCAGCCCCAGCGGACGCCGUCGCCUGGCAAUCCUUUCCACGGCUACCAGCUCGAAGACCGUCCCUAUGGCAGUUCUGGCGCUCCUUUGGAGAUUCCUAUGGGACCCGGUCCCGGUCCUGGCACGCCAGGCGACCGCUUGGAGGCACAGCCUACGUAUUCGGUUGAGAACAUCCAGAACACGUACGGCCACAACGAGCAGUACGAGGCAAAGCACCAGUACUCCCCGGGAGGUUACCACGAUGCUUAUGCCCUCGACCCGAACGCGCAUCACGACGCAUACUACAACGAGCCCUACCACCCCUCGCCGCACGAGGAACACCAGCAGUACUGGCAGGACGAGGGAGACAGCCGCCCCAUGCUCCAAGCCGAAGGCGCUUACGGGCCCGAUCCCGUGCAUCCCAUAAGCCCCAGCAAUGAGCCGGGAGAGUACUUCGAUGCGCCGAAGCCCACGCCGAGCCCUGCGCCAAUCAGGCGGUGGAAGACGGUCAAGGAGGUGCAGCUGUUCAACGGCAACCUCGUCCUCGACUGCCCCAUUCCACCCCGACUUCUCAAUCAGGUUCCUCACGCUCAGCCGCCUGAGCGCGACGAGUUCACGCACAUGAGAUAUUCGGCUGCUACUUGCGAUCCCGCCGAUUUCUACAAUGAUCGCUUUACUCUGCGCCAGCGCUUGUUCGCAAAGCCCCGCCAUACCGAGCUGUUCAUUGCCGUCACCAUGUACAACGAGGAGGACGAGCUUUUUGCGCGUACCAUGAUUGGUGUGAUCAAGAACAUCGAGUACAUGUGCUCGCGGAACAACAGCAAGACCUGGGGCAAGGAUGCGUGGAAGAAGAUCGUAGUGUGCGUCGUCAGCGACGGCCGUGGUAAAAUCAACCCGAGAACAAGAGCUGUGUUGGCCGGUUUGGGUGUUUACCAGGACGGCAUUGCAAAGCAGCAGGUCAACGGCAAGGAGGUGACGGCUCACGUUUACGAGUACACGUCUCAAAUGAGCCUGGAAAUCAAGAAGAACGUCGUGCAGAUCAAGAAGGGCACUGUGCCCAUUCAGAUGCUCUUCUGUCUCAAGGAAAAGAACCAGAAGAAGAUCAACUCGCACAGAUGGUUCUUCCAGGCCUUCGGCACUGUGCUCGACCCCAACAUUUGCGUCCUCAUUGACGCCGGAACGAAGCCCGGAAAGGACUCGAUUUACCAGCUUUGGAAGGCCUUCGAUCUCGAGCCAAUGUGCGCUGGCGCUUGCGGUGAGAUCAAGGCCAUGUUGGUCGGCGGCAGGAAGCUGCUCAACCCCCUGGUUGCGACGCAGAAUUUCGAGUACAAGAUGAGUAACAUCCUGGACAAGCCUCUGGAAUCCGCCUUCGGUUUCAUUUCGGUUCUUCCCGGUGCCUUCUCUGCAUACCGCUUUGUUGCGCUGCAGAACGACAAGACCGGCCAGGGCCCCCUGGAGAAGUACUUCGCUGGUGAGAAGAUGCACGGUGCCAACGCCGGUAUUUUCACGGCCAACAUGUACCUUGCCGAAGAUCGUAUUUUGUGUUUCGAGCUUGUAGCGAAGCGCAACUGCCAUUGGAUCCUGCAGUAUGUCAAGUCGGCCACCGGUGAGACUGACGUUCCGGUCGAGAUGGCCGACUUCAUUCUCCAGCGUCGUCGUUGGCUCAACGGUAGUUUCUUCGCUGCUGUCUACGCUCUUGCACACUCGCAUCAAAUCUUCAGGAGCGACCAUUCGUUCAUCCGCAAGCUGAUGUUCUUGGUUGAGUUUACCUACCAGUCCAUCAACAUGAUCUUCGCCUGGUUCGCUCUCGGUAACUUCUUCCUGGUCUUCCGCAUUCUCACGUCGUCGCUUGGUAACGAUGAGUUCCUGGGCACGGUUGGCAACAUUCUCGCAACAGUCUUCGAAUGGGCAUACAUCGCAACGGUCAUUACUUGUUUCGUCCUGGCUCUCGGUAACCGGCCCCAAGGUUCGAACAAGUUCUACAUGACGAUGGUGUAUUUCUGGGUGCUCAUCAUGGCCUACCUGAUGUUCGCAUCCAUUUAUAUUACCGUCAUUUCCGUCAAGGCGGAGCUCGCGGAUGGCUUCUCGGUCUCGGACUUGUUCCAGAACACCCUCUUCUUCACGCUCAUCGUCUCGAUGGCGUCGACGUACCUGCUGUACUUCGUUGCCUCAUUCCUGUUCCUGGAUCCUUGGCACAUGUUUACGUCGUUCAUUCAGUACCUCCUGCUGACGCCGACGUACAUCAACAUCCUGAACGUGUACGCUUUCUGUAACACGCACGAUAUCACGUGGGGUACCAAGGGUGACGUGAAGCCCGAGAAGCUGCCUUCAGUCACGACGAAGCCUGGUGGCAAGGUCGAUGUCUCUGCACCCACCGACGAUGCUGAUUUGAACACUCAGUACGAGUCGGAGCUCCGCGUCUUUGCUACCAAGUACGUCGAGCCAAAGAAGGAUCCCUCUGCGGAAGACAAGCAGGAAGACUACUACAAGGGUUUCCGUUCUUCGGUCGUGCUCUUCUGGAUGUUCUGCAACCUGGCGCUGUGCGCCGUUGUGCUGGUUGCUGCAGGUGUUGACGUCUCAAUUGGAGACGAUGAGGUCUCACAAGCGAAGUCUCAACGUGCUAAGAUCUACAUGAGUGUGGUUCUCUGGAGUGUGGCUGGUCUCAGUGCAUUUAGAUUUACGGGCGCCAUCUGGUUCCUGAUUGUUCGCAUGUUCCGCGGCGUCUAA
This is a messenger RNA of Lasiodiplodia theobromae, 2796 nucleotides long. RefSeq names its product chitin synthase I. The transcript has 5 exons. Gene Ontology annotation, molecular function: chitin synthase activity. The coding region runs from base 1 to 2796 and encodes 931 amino acids. Gene Ontology annotation, cellular component: cell periphery; cell septum. NCBI's taxonomy places the organism in Eukaryota, Fungi, Ascomycota, Dothideomycetes, Botryosphaeriales, Botryosphaeriaceae. The record is from RefSeq and is a predicted model, not a curated record.